Ixodes scapularis (black-legged tick) is the source of this 585-nucleotide messenger RNA. RefSeq lists its product as uncharacterized. The transcript is spliced from 5 exons. The coding region runs from base 1 to 585 and encodes 194 amino acids. The record is from RefSeq and is a predicted model, not a curated record. NCBI's taxonomy places the organism in Eukaryota, Metazoa, Arthropoda, Arachnida, Ixodida, Ixodidae.
AUGCUGCGUAUCGUUUCAGCUGUGACAGUAUGUACUAUUCUGGCCGCGCACAUACCUUCGAAGGCGCUCGGAGCUACUUUGGCAGAGGGGCUAUUUAAGUUUUUUCAAGCUCUUGAAGAGAGAGACGUUGUUUACACCACUAAGGCUUCCUACCAGCAGAGACAAUCCCGAGUAGACUGCGUGAUGCGUACUAAAAUAAGUUCAGACGACAAGGUAGUAAGAAUGUGCAUGCGAAGUGAAAUAAACAGCCUACGACUAAAACCGUUUCUUGUUAAGAUCACAUAUAGACGAACCAAGAAGUGCGACGUCGUCACUGAGGGGUGGAGCAGCGGCAAAUAUACACUGACCGUCCAUUUUGUCGGAGAAGCGUGCGUUGUGUAUUCAGUCAAAGAAAUGCCACCAUUGACACCAGGCAAGAGAGCAUGUGGUAUUUGGCGUAAAAAUAUUGGUUCUACUGUGCCGGAUGACGACGAAUGCCAAGGGAACGCCACUCAAGUGUGUGGCUCACAAUGGCGUUCUAUUUCGAGUCGUGACAAGUGUGUCAGAGUUCCAACUCCUGAGUGCAAAGACUAUCAAGACACGUGA